This is a messenger RNA of Talaromyces atroroseus, 1836 nucleotides long. RefSeq lists its product as hypothetical. The record is from RefSeq and is a predicted model, not a curated record. The transcript is spliced from 6 exons. Gene Ontology annotation, biological process: transport. NCBI's taxonomy places the organism in Eukaryota, Fungi, Ascomycota, Eurotiomycetes, Eurotiales, Trichocomaceae. Gene Ontology annotation, molecular function: transporter activity. Bases 1 to 1836 code for a protein of 611 amino acids.
AUGGAAUGGACUGUUGCCUCCUCUCCUGCUGGCACAGGCUCGAGACUCACCCGCGUGCUUAUUAUCAUUGCUGGGGUAGCUUCUCUGGUGGCAACAUUGCUAUCUAUUGUGAAAAAUUACCGAAAGCCUUUGCUGCAGCGCUACGUUGUGCGGAUACUCCUGAUGAUUCCCAUUUACGCCGCCUCCUCCUGGACCAGUAUCAUAUCUCUUAAAGCCGCGAUGUUUCUGGAUCCUGUUCGUGAUAUAUACGAGGCCUUUACGAUUUAUACGUUCUUUCAAUUACUUAUCAACUUUGUUGGCGGAGAGCGGUCAUUGAUUAUCAUGACACAUGGUCGGCCACCCGUUCAACACAUGUGGCCCAUGAAUACGUUCCUUGCCAAAGUAGAUAUUUCGGACCCCCACACAUUCCUCGCGAUCAAACGAGGCAUCUUGCAAUAUGCAUGGCUGAAGCCCAUUCUUGCUCUGGCGUCUAUUAUCAUGAAGGCAACCGACACAUACCAAGAGGGAUACAUCGGAGCAUCGUCUGGUUAUAUGUGGACGGGCAUCAUCUAUAAUGUCAGCGUCAGCGUCAGUCUGUACUCUUUGGCGUUAUUCUGGAUCUGCAUGCACAAUGACCUCAAGCCAUUCCGUCCCAUGCCAAAGUUCCUUUGCGUCAAACUUAUCAUCUUUGCAUCAUACUGGCAGGGCUUUUUCUUGUCAAUUCUCCAGUGGUUGGGUGCCAUCCCCAAUGGCGUAGCCGGUUACACGCCAGAUAACCUCGCUGCGGCUAUUCAAGAUACCCUGAUCUGCAUAGAAAUGCCUGCUUUUGCAAUCGCUCAUUGGUAUGCUUUUUCAUGGCAUGACUAUGCGGAUAAUCGGGUCUCAUCGGCUCGCCUACCGGUCAAGCAUGCUUUGAGGGACUCGUUCGGUGUACGAGAUCUGAUUGAAGACACCAAGCAGACCUUCCAAGGAAACGAUUAUGAAUAUCGGCUAUUUGACUCGGGAGAUAACAUCAUUGCCCAUGAAGAGUCGAGCUCGCGUGUUAAAAGAGUAAUGGAAGGAAUGAGGUACGAGCGAGGAGGAAAAGGUAAAUAUUGGAUACCGAAGCCUGGGGAAGCUAAUAGUCGCACGCCACUGUUGGCUGGUAAUGUCGCGGAAGGUCAACGCAGUCCUCUGCACGGGUCUAAACGAGCUAGCAUUAUUGAGCAGUAUCGUGCGUAUGCGGAGCUCGAAGAAACGACGCUAGAUGAGGAUGAUGAGCGUCUAUUCGCCAACGCUCGCGCGUUGGAGUUUGGUGACUGGAAUUAUCCCGUCAUUACAGCCAAUAUAAUUCCUCGAGAUCAAGCGCUACCCAGGACUAUCAGCUACCAAAAUCCGACUUCUGACCAUGGAAACGUGGUGAGAAAAGCACGUAAGCACAGGAACAGCCAUGUGUCUAAUACAAAUCACGCAAGCCAAGUAAAAGGUCCCAGAAGUCGUCGUACUCCGCGACAAGAUGAAUUUCGACGUCAGUCCAGCACCUCCGCAGCCUCUGUGUCUCGUCGCAGUCAACUGGUUGACUUGGUGGUCGAAGACAGAGAAGCUGAGCAGCAAUAUCAACGUCGUGCGCAGCGGGAAACGGGAUCUGCAUGGCCUGAACGAGACGCGCUUCAUUUACAGAGACCUGCCGGUACCCCAGUAGCGGUGGUACAGCCGCACGGUACGGAUGGCAUGGUUUCGCCUUCUCUGCCCGCAGAAUUCACUGUGGGCGAGGAUGAUAGAGACAACGAUGACGAUGAUGCCAACACUGGAGGUUCACGGCCCCUGAAUGCCAAUUAUAGCGAUUUCGGGGAAGAACACAAUGUCUGGGGCAGCUAG